Dendroctonus ponderosae (mountain pine beetle) is the source of this 566-nucleotide messenger RNA. It is a transcript of the gene Dpm3, whose product is annotated as dolichol-phosphate mannosyltransferase subunit 3. The record is from RefSeq and is a predicted model, not a curated record. Bases 113 to 406 code for a protein of 97 amino acids. Gene Ontology annotation, biological process: GPI anchor biosynthetic process. Gene Ontology annotation, cellular component: dolichol-phosphate-mannose synthase complex; endoplasmic reticulum membrane. The transcript has 3 exons. NCBI's taxonomy places the organism in Eukaryota, Metazoa, Arthropoda, Insecta, Coleoptera, Curculionidae.
GGUAUGUUCUGUGAUCUGUCAAGUUAACCUUAAUAAUGUUUACUUGAUAAGUAUACUUUUCAGAGAAAAAAUACGUUUUCUCCACCUUAAAAAGUUUGGCAAAGCGUUAACAAUGACGAAGCUUCUAGAAUGGCUGGGAGGUGCUGGAGCACUGGGGGCAAUAUGGCUGGCCCUACUUACCAACAAAAUUGAAAAUCCUUUUUUUAGGGACCACUACACUUUCCUUUUACUCUCCCCAAUUAUAGUUGUCGGCUUAUUUGGGUUGGCUUCCCUUUUACUGGUAUUGUAUAGAGUAUAUACGUUCAAUGACUGUAAUGAUGCUGCAGCAGAACUGCAAAAGGAAAUAGUUGAAGCUAAGCAAGACUUAAAAAGCCUGGGUUUUAAAUUUAAAGACUCCUUUAAAUAAGCAUUUUUAUUGAUUCAGAGUGAAUAGUGUGUUCUAUAUUUUUUAUAUACAUAGUUGAAGUUUAUUCCAAAUGAAACGCAAUAAAAAUCAAAUGGCGUUCACAAGUAUUGAGUUAGAACAUUCCCAUACUCUACGCAUGCCAAUAAAUAGAUAAUAAUGA